Messenger RNA from Ricinus communis (castor bean), 2420 nucleotides. RefSeq names its product TATA box-binding protein-associated factor RNA polymerase I subunit B. The transcript has 4 exons. Gene Ontology annotation, molecular function: RNA polymerase I core promoter sequence-specific DNA binding. The coding region runs from base 119 to 2374 and encodes 751 amino acids. NCBI's taxonomy places the organism in Eukaryota, Viridiplantae, Streptophyta, Magnoliopsida, Malpighiales, Euphorbiaceae. Gene Ontology annotation, biological process: nucleolar large rRNA transcription by RNA polymerase I; RNA polymerase I preinitiation complex assembly. The record is from RefSeq and is a predicted model, not a curated record. Gene Ontology annotation, cellular component: RNA polymerase transcription factor SL1 complex; RNA polymerase I core factor complex.
AGCAAAUGCGCAAUGGGCCUAUCGCAAAGUCACUCAAACCCAAUAAACCAAGUCUCUGUAACAGUUUCUUGUUCUUGCCUCUUCCACUGGCAAAGGUAGCAAUGGAAACAAUUUUCUAAUGGAAAACGGAGGGGAAGGAGAGACAAAAAGAUGGGCAUGCAGGAGAUGCGGCCAUGUGGGAUUAGAAGAAUCCGACGGUUUUUAUUACUGCCAAGAGUGCGGUGCUCAAGCCGAUGAUAUUAUCUUAACAGGCGUUGCCGACGAAGACUUCAUCGAAAAAGACGGCGAAGGCGGCGGUGCCCUUUACAGCGCCCGCUUCACCCGCUAUUCUCAACCCACUCGUACCAUUCAAACAAACCCAUCUUCUCAAGCCUGGUUUCGCUAUACACAAGAAGAAGAAGAUAUUAAUUUCACUACUACUACUACUUUAAAUGGUACUUAUAGUAAUAUCAAAAUCAAGAAAGAGGAGCGUUUUGAUGAUGAUGAGUAUUUGGAUGGGUUAGGGCCCGUGGAACCUGAGGAUUUUGGAGGGAAGUCGUUGAGCUAUGAGGAUUAUUAUAAUGAGGUUAGGAUUAGAUACGUUAUGGGAAUGCAGUGGAUGAUUCAGUUACAGUGUGAAAGUCUAGUUGAAAAGUUUAAUGUCAGUCCUUUGAUUUGUGGGGUUGCGGGGAAUGUUUGGCUGAGGUUUCUGGUUGCUACUGGUGUUUUUAAGGAUAAUUGGGCUGACGAUGUUAUCUUGGAAUCUGAGAGUCAAGUUCAAGGGGAACCAGAGGACUGGAAGCCCCGUUCCAGUCACAGAAAUGAACCUCACAAUGCAUAUGGUCAGCGUGCAGUGAUGGUAUGGUUUAAGUAUUUGAGGAAGACAAUACCAUUAUCUUCUUCUCUGGCUAUUUCAUUUUUGGCAUGUCAUGUUGCUAGGGAAGCAAUUUUGCCGACAGAUAUUGUAAGGUGGUCGAUUGAAGGGAAGCUUCCAUAUUUUGCUGCUCAUGUUGAAAUUGAAAAACGCUUUGAGCAUUCUUCUCCUGCCUGUCCUAUCAGUUCAAGUCUAAUGUUUAGGCCUUCUCAAGCAGUUCCUGCUCAAAAGUUGGAGUCAAUGGCUGCGGCGUUUGCAGAGUCCAUUGGCUUGCAUUUGCCUCCAGUUAACUUCUAUGAGAUUGCUUCUCGCUAUUUGAAGAAUCUCGCUCUUCCAGUUGAAAAGAUUCUCCCACAUGCAUGCCGCAUAUAUGAGUGGUCAAUGCCCCCAGAUUUAUGGCUAUCGACAAAUGAAUUGAGGCUUCCAACACGUGUCACUGUAAUGUCAAUAUUAAUUGUGGCUAUAAGAAUUCUCUAUAACCUAAAUGGUUUCGGCGCAUGGGAAAGAAGUUUGUCUAGUCUCAAUUGCUCUCCUUCCAAUUCUCAUCCAGCAAGUCGAUUAGAUUCAAUGUGUCGUUCUGUGAUGCAGGGCGAUGCUGAAACUGGUUCUCCCUUUUACAGUUUGGAUGGUUCAGCUGAAAAAUUCCUUAGAAAUCCCUCACACAUGCAGAUGCCUGAAUUGGAUUCUGCAGAGUUAUUGCAUCACCUAGAAGUAAAGUAUAACUUUAUCGCCGAUGCCUAUGAGUUUACUAAGGACUUACCAUCAUAUCUCCAAUACUGUAAGGAUGUGGUAUUUGCUGGAGCAGGACCAUCACAUAUGGAUGAUCUUGAGGAAGAAGAGUUAAUGGAAAAGUUGUGGGAUUUCUAUCAGAAUGAGAAGGAUUCUGAGCUGGCAAAAGAGCCUAGAACACAAAGUAGCAGUAGACUUUCUAAUCAAAAGAGAUCAAGAAAUGAUGAUGGAAGUGUCUUUGUAAAUCUGUCAGAAAAGGAGAAAAUUAAGGAAGAAUGGCAUGAUAGUCCAUCUGCUGAUAUCAGCUCUCACAAUGCAGAUAAUAGCUCUCAUCAGAGUUUUGAUAAUGGUCAUUUUUCCAAUAAUUCACUAGAAGAUCAAAAUGUAGAACAUAAGGAGAAAGAUUCAGAAAAGACACUGGAAGGUAGAGCCAUUAGACGGUUGAAAUUAGACAUGGAGGAGAAUAGGUUCUGUUACAUUCCACCAAGGGUUAACCUUAAGAGAUUUGAUUACCUACAUUAUGUAAGAAAGAAAGACGAAGGUGCCUUUACUUAUGUUGCUCAUGCAGAUUAUUACAUCUUGCUUCGUGCUUGUGCUAGGGUAGCUCAAGUUGAUAUCCGCAUAAUGCACAUUGGUGUGUUGAGUUUUGAGAGGAGACUCGCUUGGUUGGAGAAAAGAAUUGACUACUGCUUGCAUUUAUCACCUCCUACUAUUACUUGUGAGUUCUGCAGAGACAUGCCAGAUCAUAAUUCGAAUGAUGAUGUGAUUGGACUUUCAAAGUUGAAUUUGUGAAAUGCUUUUCUCAUUGUUGUAUUUAUAGUUCAUAUUUAUGAGGCCA